This is a messenger RNA of Aspergillus aculeatinus CBS 121060, 988 nucleotides long. RefSeq lists its product as uncharacterized. The coding region runs from base 376 to 879 and encodes 167 amino acids. NCBI's taxonomy places the organism in Eukaryota, Fungi, Ascomycota, Eurotiomycetes, Eurotiales, Aspergillaceae. The record is from RefSeq and is a predicted model, not a curated record. The transcript is spliced from 2 exons.
AGAUAGGACGGACCUUAAGCGCUUUCUUCUGUCUACUCAAGCAAUUGAAUCUAUAUGCUUGCCCCCAUCCAAUAUAUCCUCUCUGCUAAUCAUCCUCUCCAAUACACAACCAUCCGAACCGACCCCAGUGACGUCAGCCCACUCCCUCCCUCCACCCCUCCCUCCGCAUCUCCAACUCCAACACCACCAGCACCUUCCCCCCUUCUACAGACAUCUCUCCUCAACCUCAUCCCUCCAACUCUAAUUCUUUUCAAACCCUCUCACACAAUCCAGCAAAACAAACCAGAAGCCCUCACAACCCUCCAUCCGACCGACCAAAACCCAACCCCAGACCCAGACCCAAACCCAAACCCAACAACCCACCCAGAAAAAGCAAUGGCAUUUCUCCUCUCACGCACAACGACCACCCUCGUCGGCACCACCCUCGGCCUCGGCCUCACCUUCACCCUCCACCCCCUCUCGCCCUUCCGCGCCGCGCCCCUCCAAUGCCAAUACUCCGCCCCCUCCGCCGCCACCGCCGCCGGCACCCCCGAAACCAACUGGACGGUGCCGUCGUCAUCCGACCCCACGAUCCUCAAACAAGGCCGCACGGGCCCGAUCCUCACGGCCUCGAACAUGCGGCAGGUGAGCUUGGGCAGCGUGCUGGGGCUGGUGGUGGGCGUGGGGCUGCGGGCGUUCUCGCGCGUGCUGGUCGUGUUGAUCGGGAUGGGGAUUGUGGCUGUUGAGUGGGCCGCGGCCAAGGGGUACAAUAUCCUGCCCGUCAAUACGGUCCAGAAGUACGUGAAGCGGGUGGAUUUGCAGGGCGCGGUGUCGAAGCAUAUCCCCUUCAAGUUGAGCUUUGGGGUGACGAUGGGGUUGGCUGCUUUUGCGCAGUUUUAGGUUUUGAUUGUUGUGGUGGUGGUGGUGGGUGUUAGUGGGUGGGUGAGAAGAACGGUUUAUGUAGAGUUAAAAUAAAUGGGGCCGGACUAAUUCAACUGAGCAACUUCAU